ACGCACGUUUUGAAGUUCCGCUAGAAAUUGUAUAAAACCAUGCUCAUUUCCCGUAACGAGAAAAAGGACAGGCCGACACGUAUUGGCGACGAACGCCGUCGGCCGAAGUCGUCCAAAUCGCCUCUUCAAAAUCGUUGAUAGGCACACCGGGAUCAUGUUCCUGGUUGAUACCGGGGCGGAAGUUAGCGUGAUCCCACCGGUUCCAGGCGACGCGACUAAGCCACAGACAACCAACUUGCGUGCCGCUAACGGCACCGCUAUCCGAGUUUUCGGUCAACGCUCCCUUACCAUUGAUCUCGGACUACGACGUCCCUUUCGAUGGAUUUUCACCAUCGCUGCUGUUCCAUUUGCUAUAUUGGGUAUUGACUUCCUCCAACACUUCGAUCUUCUCGUCGAUGCGCGUCAUCGCAAACUCGUUGACCAAAAGACCCAGCUUUUCACAUGUGGAGUUCGCACACCUUGUGUUUCUGUCACUCCCAUUUACAUUCAGCCUGAAGCUGAUAAGGAAUUUUUAGAUCUGUUCAGACAGUUUCCGCAGCUCGUCCGCUCAGCUGACGCUACUCUUCCGGUCGCAUCUAGCGUUACGCACCAUAUACGAACCCGUGGCCCACCGGUUUCUGCACGGCCACGACGUCUCGCCCAUGAUAAGCUAAAAGCCGCUAAGGCGGAAUUCGAGCACAUGCUCGAACUUGGUAUCAUCCGUCAUUUUCGUCCUUUUCUAGAGGGCAGAAGCUUUACCGUCUUUACUGACCACAAACCUUUAGUUUAUGCCCUCGACUCGUCAUCGACCUUAACGCAAUCUACAGAGCCACCUGUAACGACGCCCAGCUUUACAGCUCCACCACAAUCCCAG
Molecule: messenger RNA, 853 nt
Organism: Dicrocoelium dendriticum
Lineage: Eukaryota; Metazoa; Platyhelminthes; Trematoda; Plagiorchiida; Dicrocoeliidae
Source: the annotation of a GenBank genome assembly